Messenger RNA from Prunus armeniaca (apricot), 234 nucleotides. The record is from the annotation of a GenBank genome assembly. NCBI's taxonomy places the organism in Eukaryota, Viridiplantae, Streptophyta, Magnoliopsida, Rosales, Rosaceae.
AUGCUUCGGACGCCGAUGUGGUGCCGGCCGAAGGCUCUCCGAAGCUUAAGCCAGCUAAGAGUGGUACCUUUAGCAGAGGAAGUGAAAGUGGGAGGUUUGUGUAGAUUUCCGAUGUGGGACUUUGUGCAAGUCGCUACGGUGGUGACACGUGUCAUGGAGAUUAGGGGGAGAAGGCGUGUCUGCCUUGGUGCUAGUUGUUUUGAGGCUAGAUAUGCUCAGUUGCUUAUGGUGUAA